AUGGUCAACACAGACAAGAGUCGGAAACCAGCAAACAGAUAUGUUGAGGCUCCUGGACCAAUUUCAUUCUUGACCUUCGAGAGCCCCUCAGAGACAGAGAUCACCCUGCGCUGGGGAGCUCCAGACAAACCCAACGGGGCGCUCACAGGCUACCUGCUGCAGUACUACGAAACUGUGCCUGGGAUUUCGAGCCCACAACAGGUGGAAUCCAUCGAUCUGCCCCUUGUUACUGAGUUCACACUGAAGGGUCUGAAUCCUCAGAGCCUAUACCACUUUGAUCUUAGAGCACGCACCGCUGCUGGUGAUGGGGAACCUAUAGUAAGGGAGGGCGCCACCUUGCUGGAUGGAGAACCACCAUCUGCACUCAACAUAACUGCUGGACAAACAUCGGUUAAUGUCAGUUGGGUGCCAGGAGAAAGACGGCGUAACUUUGCCUUUAGCUUCCGUUACCUGAAAAAAAGUGCAGGUGGUGAAUGGGAAGAGUCGGAGAAGGUCAACUCCUCGCAGGCGUUCUAUCAGCUGCAGGGUCUGGCACCGGGCGUUCAGUACCACCUGCAGAUCCGGCCUGGAAACAACUCCUGGGAAUUCAAAACGGCUGGACCAGAGCUGCACGAGUUGUCCAGUAGCUUUGCGACUCAGGGCUGGUUCAUCGGACUCAUCAGCACCAUGGUUCUGCUGCUGCUGGUGCUGCUCAUUCUGUGCUACAUCAAGAAGAGCAAAGGAGGGAAGUAUUCAGUGAAAGAUAAAGAGGAGGAUCGGGUCAAUGCUGGGGCCCGCACAAUGAAAGAUGGAGAAUUUGGAGAGUACAGAUCUCUGGAGAGUGAUAACGAGAAGUGCUCCAUCAGUCAGCAGUCAGUCUGCGAGAGCAAGCGCAGCAGCAACGACAGUCUAGCCGACUACGGAGACAGUGUGGACAUCCAGUUUAACGAGGACGGCUCCUUCAUCGGCCAGUACAGCGGACGCAGAGAUCCGAACGGUCACGGCACUCACGGCAGCUCGGGCACCACGUCUCCCGUCAAUCCCAACAUGCCUCCGGCCAGCACCAGCUUUCCCACGUCUGUGACAGGAUUCCUGGGGCCAAACUAACACUCCACCCCCACACGCGCACACAUCCUUGACCAUCUGAAUGAGGGGCCCUGGUGGUAUUAGACAGGGUACUGAUUUCAGGACAGACAGUCGUUACUAUAUGAUGCAAGAAACAUCAUCUGCAAACACCGCCGGCUUCACUCUCACAUAAUAAUGACACGAAUAGCCUGCAGGACAGUUGCGUCUAACAUUCCAUCCAGGCACUGAAAACUGUUUACAAUAUGCUCACCUCGCUGCUUCAAGUGAUGUUUGGACUGUACAUUCUCCCUCACUGGACGUUUGUCCAGUUCUCUCGCUGAAUUUCUGUAGAAUAAGGUGUGAUAGACAACAGACACAAGCGAAUACAGCUGUUUGAGAGUGUAGAACAGACUGAGGCCUUGUUCACAUGGCGUAGGAGUGACUGUUCAGACGGUGUAGUCAGUGUUUCAGUCAGUACAGGCUAAGAUGCAUUUCCAGAAAUGUCAGACAAAAGAUACACCAAAAUGAACUGAUUUUGCUGCCUCUCUGAACAAUGCCUUAUGUCGAAUACAUCAGCUGAAAUAACUGCAGUCAACAGAAGUCAGAUCUGAAAAAUCUUUUAAUAUUCAUUAUGAUUUGAAGGCAUUCUUUUCCCAUUCACGAUUACAAAACGUGAAAAUCAUUUUAAGUAUGGUUUUUGUAUUAUUCUUACACGUUCUUACAUUGUUUUUAAUAUAUGAAAUACAUGUAUAUACAUCUUUUUGUUUUCAUUAAGGCUAAUAUAUUUGGUUUAGAUCAUGUUUUUAUUUAUUACUAUUAUUAUUUAAUUUUUUGCUUGUAAUGCGAUUGUCUUUAUGAAUUCAUGUUUUAUAAUACAGUAUGUAUGAACAUUAUUAAUCUGCCAUGUGUGUCUCUCUGUCUUAAUAAUCAAAGUUCAGGGCUUUUAACUGUGUAUCGUUUGUAUUGUUGUCCAAGUGUGUUACCCAAGCAAGUUUUUA
Molecule: messenger RNA, 2042 nt
Organism: Sinocyclocheilus anshuiensis
Lineage: Eukaryota; Metazoa; Chordata; Actinopteri; Cypriniformes; Cyprinidae
Product: neural cell adhesion molecule L1.1-like
Exons: 9
Coding region: 1-1086 (361 amino acids)
Molecular function (GO): protein binding
Source: RefSeq, a predicted model, not a curated record